UUUUAUUUUAUUUUUAGCCUUUUUUUAUUUUUUAUUUCAUUUACUUUUCUUUCCAGUUUAGCUUUUUCCUUCAUCUAUUUUUUUUUUUACCUCAUCUUUUGUGGUUAUGACAAUAAAAGAAAUGCUUUAUAGACAAUUACUUGUCUUAGCAGUCUUAUUUGGAGUUAGUCAAGCUUUCUAUUUACCUGGUGUAGCUCCUCAUGAUUACGCUGAUGGUGAAACUGUACCUUUAUAUGUCAAUUCUCUUACACCCAUGUCCAACUCUCGUGUGAAGUCUGUGAUCUCUUAUGAUUAUUAUUUUGAUCGCUUUCAUUUUUGUCGACCUAAAGAUGGACCUCAAAAGCAAACGGAAAGUUUAGGUAGUAUCUUAUUUGGUGAUCGUAUCUUCACUUCUCCUUUUGAAUUAAAAAUGGGUGAAGAAACUUCUUCAUGUAAACUUUUAUGUGUUACUGAACCUAUUCCAAAGGAAGAUGCUCAAUUUAUCAAUGAACGUAUUGCUGACGAUUAUGGUGUUAACGGUGUGGUGGACGGAUUACCUAUUGCCUACGAAGUGACGGAUGAACAUACUAGUGAAAACUUUUAUCGUAUUGGAUUUGAAUUGGGAACUAUGGCUGAUACCAAACCUGCUCUCAACAAUCAUUUUGUUAUCGACAUUCGUUAUCACAAACGUGGUGAAAACAAGAAUCGUGUGGUUGGUGUGUUGGUAUAUCCUUACAGUAGAGACCAUGAAAUCUCUGCUGAUGGAAAGAGUGCAAAGUGUAGUACUGAAGAUGUUGCUUUCCAUUUGAAAGAAGACGGUACUGACAGAGUUGCAUACACAUAUCAAGUUAUCUGGACUCCUUCUAAAACCGCUUGGGCCACAAGAUGGGAUAGUUAUCUUCAUAUUUUGGAUCCUUCUAUUCAUUGGUUUUCUCUUGUCAACUCGAUUGUCAUUGUUCUUUUCUUGACUGGUAUGGUGGCUAUGAUCUUAUUACGUGCUUUACAUAAGGAUAUCUCUCGUUAUAAUGCCAUUGAUGCUCAGGAAGAUGUCCAAGAAGAUUAUGGAUGGAAGUUGGUUCAUGGUGAUGUAUUCCGUCCUCCUACUCGACCUAUGCUUCUAUCAGUUCUUGUUGGUAGUGGUUCUCAAUUAAUUGCUAUGACUGGAUUGACUUUGGUCUUUGCUGUUCUUGGAUUCCUUUCUCCUUCAAAUCGUGGGUCCCUUGGUACAAUGAUGGUAAUCUUCUUUAUGGUAUUCAGUUGUAUUUCUGGGUACACUUCCGCUCGCAUUUACAAGAUGAAUGGUGGUGAAGCUUGGAAAAUGAAUAUCUUGUUAUCCUCAACUCUGUUCCCUGGUAUCAUCAUGGGUAGUUUGACAGGAUUGAAUUUCUUUUUGAUUGGCUCUGAUUCUUCAGGUGCUGUGCCUUUUGGAACUAUGUUGGCAGUGUUAGGUCUUUGGGUAAUUAUUGCUUUACCUUUGAAUGUUACUGGCUCAUACAUUGGAUUCCGAAAACCUCGUAUUGAACAUCCUGUCCGUACAAAUCAAAUCCCAAGACAAAUUCCUGAUCAACCUCUCUACCUUCGAAGCAUUCCAUCCAUCCUUAUGGGAGGUAUUCUUCCCUUUUGUGCUAUCUUCAUUGAAUUAUACUUUGUAAUGAAUAGUAUUUGGUUCCAUCGUAUUUAUUAUGGUAUUGGGUUCUUGUUCUUGGUCUUUGGUGUUCUUCUUUUGACCUGUGCUCAAGUCACUGUAUUGAUGUGUUACUUCCAUUUGUGUAAUGAAGAUUAUCAUUGGUCAUGGCGUGCUUUCUUGACUUCUGCUGCUUGUGGUUUCUAUGUCUAUCUAUAUUCCAUUUUGUAUUAUCUUACAAAGUUGGAUAUCAAUACAAUUACAAGUACCAUUCUAUACCUGGGUUAUUCUGCUAUCAUCAGUGUCUUGUUGGCUCUUCUUACUGGUGCCACUGGUUAUUUGUCUUGUCUCUUAUUUGUACGCAAGAUCUUUGGUAGCAUCAAAGUAGAUUAGAUACGUAUGCAAUAGUUAUUUUUGUUAAUAAAAACUUUAUUACUGGAUUUUUUCUUGUGAAUUA
This is a messenger RNA of Halteromyces radiatus, 2060 nucleotides long. RefSeq lists its product as uncharacterized. The record is from RefSeq and is a predicted model, not a curated record. Gene Ontology annotation, biological process: vacuolar transport; protein localization to membrane. Bases 107 to 1996 code for a protein of 629 amino acids. NCBI's taxonomy places the organism in Eukaryota, Fungi, Mucoromycota, Mucoromycetes, Mucorales, Cunninghamellaceae. Gene Ontology annotation, cellular component: membrane. The transcript is spliced from 6 exons.